AUGAUGUGGUCCCAGAUGCACUGUGGUGUUCUCGUGUCCGUGGCUCACCUCGCCGCCGGACUGCUGGCAUACCCCAAUCCAGGCAACUGUCAAGCAAACGAGAUGGUGGGCCUGUUACAGAUGCACAAGCAUGGAGGGCAGCUGGGAGGGAAGCUGGUGCAGAACCCAGACGAAGGGUGCUGCGUCAUCAUCAAUGCCUCGAAUUUCUCAAAGCCCACGUUGGCAGGCACGGAAAGAAACUCCGCAGAGGACUGCUACAGCUGGGCGAAUGAGGAACAGGACCCUAUCGGAUUUAGCCGUCGUUGGACUCACGAAUGCCCGGAGGAUCUCAUCGCAAACAUCCUGGAUGCCAGGAAUUGGCCUCCGGGCGAAGUCGACGAUGCCCAGGUUGAGGCGACUGUGCCCGCGGCUUUGGCUCAGAGCAUCCAGCGCGCUGCCAAAUCCAAAGUGGGGGUUGCACCCUACGCGAUCUUCGAGGAUUUUGAGUCGGGGACCUGGCCAUUCUCCCAUUUGACCUACCAAAGUUCUUCGAACAGGGGUGAGGUCAAGACUGGUGAUGGCGCCGCGGGUACUAGCCGGUACCUGAAUGGAUACACAGGGAGCAAUUACCUUGACGGAGUCAUUUGGCCAUCGCCUGUCACAAGCAAGACAGGCAGCACCCUGCAAGCCUGGAUUCGUUACCAGGAGCCGGAAGGGACUGCAGGGUACAACUGGGGCCGCCUGACCCUCGGCUUUGACACCACCAGCUCCGGCACCAAAGCUCUGUACUUGGACAUUCCUAGGUUCGGCAGCCAGCACUUGCUAUUUCGCUACGUGAACCUCGAGAAUUGGGGUCCUGGUGUUUCGUCAUUCACAUCAUACCCUUCAGGCAGUCUACGGGGUCAGUGGCUGAGGAUCUUGAUCACUAUCCGCUCUGACCAUGAGGUAAUGCUCAGGUUGUAUGACCAAGCAGGGAACCGGAAGAAGACUUUCUAUCUAGACUGGGUUGCACAAUUCGGCGUGAACGGAACCUUCUCCCAAAAUGGCACGGCAUUGUUGGAGAUGUACUACAACAUCAACGUGGACCAGCUGGCAACCUGUGGAAGCCUUCCCAUCCAGGUCUCCACUGAUCCAGGGCUUUGUACCGCCUCCCCUUCUCUGCAAGGCUGCAUCCCCAACGCGGACUACAGCUGCAACCCCGUGGCAGGCACCGCUCUUGCUGCCGGAAGCCAUGAAGUUAUCUGUUCUGGCGACGAUGGACAGGGCAAUGAGACACACUACUUCCAAGUGGAGGUCGUUGACAACGAGCCCCCGUCUUUUGUGGCCCCCCCUAACAUUCAGGAGAGCACCUGCCAAUAUUUUGCGCGGGUACACUUCAACGUGGAGGCUGUUGACAACUGCGCAGUGGUCACCAGCUGCACACCCCCCUCCGGUUCUGUCUUUGCUUUUGGAAAUACGACAGUGCAGUGCACAGCCACAGACCCUUCCGGCAACAUGGCCACCUCAAGCUUCCAGGUCAGCGUCGGUCGUGAAACCGAGCCACCCGUUUUCACUGCCCACCCGGACAUUGUCACGAACACUUGCAGCAGCUUCGCUCAGGUGACCUUCCAGGUGGAGGCAAAGGACAACUGUGGUGAUGUGAUUCCAACUUGUGGCCCGACAUCUGGGAGCCUCUUCCCAGUGGGCAGCACAGAGGUUCACUGCACUGCUGUGGAUCUGUCAGGUAACUCCGCCAACCUGUCCUUCUUUGUGAAUGUGACCGGUGACAGUACACCACCAACGCUGCACCCGCUGGUUGAUGUAGCAAUGGAUGGUGGAUGCAAAGACUGCGCUCAGGUGUUCUUCAACGCUACCGCGACUGACGAGUGUGGUGCCGUGGAAACCGGCUGCACGCCCCCAUCCGGUUCUGUCUUUGUUGAAGGAAAUACGACAGUGCAGUGCACGGCCACAGACCCUUCCGGCAACGUGGCCACCUCAAGCUUCCAGGUCAGCGUUGGUCGUGAAACCGAGCCACCCGUUUUCACUGCCCACCCGGACAUUGUCACGAACACUUGCAGCAGCUUCGCUCAGGUGACCUUCCAGGUGGAGGCAAAGGACAACUGUGGUGACGUGAUUCCAACUUGUGGCCCGACAUCUGGGAGCCUCUUCCCAGUGGGCAGCACAGAGGUUCACUGCACUGCCGCAGAUUUGUCCAACAUGUCCUUCUUUGUGAAUGUGUCCGGCGACAGUACACCACCAACGCUGCACCCGCUGGCUGAUGUAGAAGCAGACUCAGGAUGCAGCGACUCUGCUCAGGUGUUCUUCACCGCUACCGCGACUGAUGAGUGUGGUGCCGUGGAAACCACCUGCACGCCCCCCUCGGGGUCCUUGUUUCCACUUGGGAAUACGAGUGCGCAGUGCACGGCCACAGACCCUUCCGGCAACAUAGCCACCUCAAACUUCCAGGUGACGGUGAAAGGGAACGAUACUGAACUCCCCAGCUUCGGAGAGCACCCUGACGUCUACGCCGAGGCUUCCGAUUGCAGGGGAAAGAAGGGAUCUGGAGCGAAGAGUUCGAGCCACCUUGCCCGGGUCUUCUUUGACGUGCCGGUUACCGGAGGUUGUGGACUCGAAACAGAGUGCGUUCCCCCAUCCGGAUCGCUCUUCGAACUCGGACGUACGACUGUGACGUGCAUGGCCACAAGCCAAGCAGGCAGCACAAACACGAGCUUCCAAGUUAUCGUAGGCUGCAGCAGCGAUCCUGACCGUCGCCGUCGCAAGUACAACAAGGACAGGGACGACUGA
Molecule: messenger RNA, 2763 nt
Organism: Symbiodinium natans
Lineage: Eukaryota; Dinophyceae; Suessiales; Symbiodiniaceae
Source: the annotation of a GenBank genome assembly